Paralichthys olivaceus (Japanese flounder) is the source of this 1714-nucleotide messenger RNA. NCBI's taxonomy places the organism in Eukaryota, Metazoa, Chordata, Actinopteri, Pleuronectiformes, Paralichthyidae. The record is from RefSeq and is a predicted model, not a curated record.
UCUUCCUCUGUUGGACUAAACUUUAGCAUCGACACUGAAAAGUCUGAAACAAACCAGGUGUGAAAAGUUGUGCGUCCUCAGAUCGAUUGUGUGUUUUUCUUCGUCAGUGUUCAGACGAGCCGUCGUCCUGGUUUAUCGAGACAACAACAAACUGAAGAAGAGGAAGAUGAGCUCCCGCUCAGCUGAUCACGACCCCUUCAGGUUCCGCUGGUUAAUCCCAGUGUCGGCGGUUCAGGUCAGACCAGCCAACAUCACAGGCUCAGAGAACCCGUGUGUGUGGGAGCUGGUUCACAGCCGGUCGGAGGUGGAGGGACGACCGGAGACGGUGUUUCAGCUCUGCAGCAGUGGUUUGGAGACGAAGGCGAGCGUCCUGCGAGCCCUGUCCUCCCUCCUCAGAGACCGGGCGCCGGCCGGCUCGCUGAGGAGGUCCAGGCUGUCGACGGCUGAGAGGAGCAGCUCCUGGAGGAGGAGGCAGCAGAGGAGUCGCGCUGACGCCCAGAGGACGACUCAUCAUCGGCAGCCGGAGGAGAGCAGGUUCAUCCUGGGAGAAACCUGCUCGGAGCCGUUGCUUCCCAGCCACGCCGCGUCCGACUCUGCGGCGAAGAGGACCAGACUGUUCUCGCUGACCAGCGAGCUGGAGGCGCAGCUGCAGAGACUGAACUUCACCGAGGAGGAGGAGGAGGGACGAGCGACGACUGCGAGCGCAGACCGGAGGCCCGCAGAGAAGAGGCGGAGCUCCAGUGUGCAGCGACGCCCCGGAGCAGACGUGUUGGACCUAUUGGAGAGAGACUUCAGUGUUCACAGCAUGACGUCCAUGAUCAACGAAGACUGUUUCUACGACUUUCAGACGUCUGCUGCUCCCACGCUACCGGACGAAAGCUAAACGCUGAUGUCACAACAGGAAGACGGAACUAAACUGAGAAUCUUCUCCUGCUCAACCGAUCGCACUGAAGGUGUCACGCAGAGCAAACGAAAUCCAGAUGCAGCAUCUGAUUGGCCGGGACAAACACCUGCCUCUGGAGAAACUCCUCCGGCUGUGACGCUUCUUUGAAUUCCAACUUUGCAAAACUCAAAUCUGAAGUUUCCACUUGAACAAACAUCGGUGAACUGAUGAACGAUCUCCGUCACACAUUCUCUUCACUUUAGUCUGGAUCAGGUGUGAAAGGUUCCUCGGACCACGAUCCAGAUCCAGUCCGACCAGAAGAGGUGUUCUGGUUCUGGAUCAAACUGAACCGUGGUUCUGUCUCGAUGGAGCCGACACACGUGAUGAAGAACCAAACAUCGUCUCAGAGACAAAACAUUUUCAGGAAUGAACAGAAUCAUUGUUUCACUUUUUCAAGAAGAAUGUGAGAAAGGAUUUUAACGAUGGAGGAAGAUUUUCAUCAGGGUCAGUUUUUUAAAAUCUCUCUGUAGAUUUUUAAAAGUUUCCUCCGACUGAUGGAUCCAAAAACAUUUCUGAAGGAUACGUUGGACUCUCGUCUUUAUUUUGCGCUUCAUGUUUUUCUCUGUACAGUUUAUUUUUCCCUUGAACCGCGGAGCUGCAGGAUCAGAUCGUAGUAAAUCUGAAUUGUUGUAUUUAUAUAUUAUGUGUUUCAGUUUUAUGGCUGCAGAUCCAGAAACCACUGUCGUUUUUUAACAGUGAAAGUAUUUGGUAAUUUAUUUUCUUAAAUGUUUGUGUAAAUCUUUUUGUCGAUGAUGAAGUCAAAUAAAUGAA